Molecule: messenger RNA, 546 nt
Organism: Dibothriocephalus latus
Lineage: Eukaryota; Metazoa; Platyhelminthes; Cestoda; Diphyllobothriidea; Diphyllobothriidae
Source: the annotation of a GenBank genome assembly
GCAAUGAAGUCCUUUUAUCUGACUUCACUAUGCAAAAAAUUGCGGUUUGGCCAUAGAUGCCUGCGAAAACUGACCAGCUCUUCUGAGCCGCUUGAUGUUACUAAGGUUCGCAAUAUUGGCAUCUCUGCACACAUAGAUAGCGGAAAAACGACGAUAUCAGAGAGGAUCCUGUUCUACACUAAUCGAAUUUCAUCAAUGCAUGAGGUUCGUGGAAAGGACGGUGUUGGCGCUGUCAUGGAUUCCAUGGAACUGGAACGGCAACGGGGCAUCACGAUCAAGUCUGCAUCCACAUACACCUCUUGGCGAGGUCACACCAUCAACCUCAUUGACACACCCGGUCAUGUGGACUUCACUGUGGAGGUGGAGAGAGCGCUACGUGUGUUAGAUGGUGCCGUUCUCGUACUCUGUGCGGUUGGUGGAGUUCAGAGUCAAACCUUGACUGUGGACAGACAGAUGAGACGCUAUGGCGUGCCCAAGGUGGCUUUCAUCAACAAAAUAGAUCGUCAGGGCUCCAAUCCAAUGAAGGUACUAAAGCAAAUGCAGUAA